GCUCCUCCCCCCGGAACACGGAGGCUCCGAGCCCGGUGCUAUCCGGCAGCAAGGCCGGCUCGUCCUCCAGGCUUUCAUGGCACCGCCGGUACUUGCUCGCCGUGGGGGUGUGCCAGCCGUGCCUGCCUGCGAGCCCGCCUUUGCUGGCUGACGAGGGGCGAGGCAAGUGCCCGUCGAGAGCAGCGGGCCAGCAUGGCGCUGGCAGGUGCCCUGGGGCGGCUGCAGGAGGAGGCCACCUGCCCCAUCUGCCUGGAGUACAUGAACGAGCCGGUCAGCAUCGACUGCGGCCACAACUUUUGCCGGGGCUGCAUCGCCAAGCACUGCCAGGACAAGGGGCUGUGGGCCGACGGGCCCUUCUCCUGCCCGCAGUGCCGGGCCUCCUGCCACCGCAGCGGCUUCAGACCCAACCGGCAGCUAGCCAACAUUGUGGAGAGCAUCCGGCAGCUGGGGCCCGAGCUGGAGCCGGGGGUCCCCCUGUGCCCCCAGCACGACGAGCGCCUGAAGCUGUUCUGCGAGGAGGAUGAGGAGCCCAUCUGCGUGGUGUGCCGGGAGUCCGUGCAGCACCGCCCGCACACCGUGUACCCCAUCGAGGAGGCGGUGCACGUCUACAAGGUCAAACUCCAGAAAUCCCUGGAGAACCUUUCACAGGAAGUGGAGGAGGUCAAGAAGCGUGAGUCAGCAGAAAGGAUGAAAACCCAGGAGUGCAAGGAGACAGUAAAGAAAAAGCGGGAGAGGAUUGUAAGUGAGUUUGGGAAGCUGCAUCGGCUGCUGGCUGAUGAGGAGAAGCUACUGCUCCAGAAGCUGGAGGAGGAAGAAAAGCAGAUUCUGCUUCUGAUCAACGAAAACCUGGCCAGGCUAUUGGAGGAGAAGUGCUUGCUGGAGGAGCUGAUCCUGGAGAUAAAGGAGAAGAGCCAGCAGCCAGCUGAUGGGCUGCUCAAGGACAUGAAAAGCAUCUUGACCAGGUGUGAAGGGGUAAAGUUCCAAUCCACCAAGGGUGUGUCUGUGACCCUGAAGGAAAACUACAGCAUUCCUGAGCGCUGCCUGGGCAUGAGGGACAUGCUGAAGAGGUUCAAAGUGGACGUGAUUCUGGACCCAGAGACGGCGCACCCAGACCUCACUGUCUCUGAGGACCGCAAGAGUGUCCGGCGUGGGAGCAAGAAGCUGCUUCUGUCCCUCUUUGACAACCCCAAGAGGUUUGGCACUGCCCCAGUGGUGCUGGGCAGUCCGGGCUUCUUCUCGGGCCGCCACUACUGGGAGGUGCAGGUGGGAGACAAGCCCGAGUGGGGCCUGGGGCUGUGCCGGGAGGCUGCUGUCCGGAAAGGCUCUGUCCUCUUCUCCCCCAACAAUGGCUACUGGGUGCUGCAGCUGCAAAACGGGGGCACCUACGAGGCCCUGACUGUACCCGUCUGCCCCCUGACCCUGAGCGUGAGACCCCGGCGCAUUGGGAUCUUCCUGGACUAUGAGGCAGGAGAGAUCUCCUUCUACAACGUAAGCGACCGCUCCCACAUUUACACCUUCACUGACAAAUUCUCAGGCAAUCUCCGGCCCCUUUUUUUCCUUGGUGCCUUUUUGGGGGGUAGAAAUGCAGAACCCUUGGUGAUCUCCUGGGUCAGGGACCCACAGGGGACUGGAUGCAUCAUUCUGUGAGAGUGGCUGCCCUGGUUUGUCACUGAUGGGCAGAGACCUGGGAACACAACCAGCUUCUCCCCAUGAGUGGGGCACUACUAGGGAAAAACCUCAGUGCCCUGGUGAGUGUCCUCGCAGGAUUCUCACAUGGUUCUGGCUUCUGUGUGAUCUGGCACACAGACAUCCACUGUGUGCCAUGUCUUGGGAAGGCACUUUGCACUCCCCCUGAUCCCUCCCAGCCCCACCUGAGCCUCCUCUCCCUGCUCCCCAUCCACCCUCUGUGUCAGCUCAAGGUCGUGCCUCCCCCGAGCUGCCUCCUGCUCUGCUCCCCUGUGUCCCAUAGGUGUUUAUAUUUGAAAUCUCAAAUCAGUAUGAAAAUGCAGUGGAGUGAGCUGAGCAUUUUUGUGUGGACUGCACCAGAGAGCCAGGCAGGAUGAACCCAAAUCCUCCUUGCUGAUCCAACAGAGCCUGUUCAGAGCAGAUCACAGCAUUCCAAAUACCAUCAGCGGUGUGGGAAAUGCCAUCAGGGAUGUGGGAAAUAACUUCACUAAAGUGGGCUCCAUCUCUUUCAGCUCCAGAAGGAGACAUGGGGAGAUAUUUCCUUGCAGGGGCAGGUCCUGCCCUGGGCUGGGGUCUGGUAUGGUCAUCUCUGAACAGGCAUGUCCAGAGACAAGCAGGUUUUGGAGUCAAGGUAUUACUGAGAGGAAAUACCUGCUAAGCUUCAUGUCCCAGCUAAAUGAGAGCUUAAUGAGAUAAUUCUAAAAUACUUGCAGUGAAACAUAUUUUUUUCACCCUCAGCUCUGGAAACAGCUGAGCCAUUUUAGCUAUAGCUCUCAGAAAGCUUUCCCUAAAACAGACAAUGUGUUAAAUUACCUAAAGGUAAUAUUUUGAUUGGCUAUAAUGGAGCCAGCAUCAGAAUUUAAUGAGCUUCCAGUUGUCAUAAUGAAUGGAGAUUAAAUACCUUAUAAAAAGCUUGAGACAAAUUACCUGAAUGUAAUUUCUACCCUUCUCACGACUCCUCUUUCAUGGCUUUUCUUGUUAUUUGCAAAACAGGAUGUUCAGUUACAGAAAGCUUAUAGGAGUUUUGCCAAUGUGGAAAAGGAAAUAAAGAACUUGUUGUCACUAUUAUAA
Cyanistes caeruleus (blue tit) is the source of this 2757-nucleotide messenger RNA. RefSeq names its product tripartite motif containing 50 (gene TRIM50). NCBI's taxonomy places the organism in Eukaryota, Metazoa, Chordata, Aves, Passeriformes, Paridae. Gene Ontology annotation, molecular function: zinc ion binding; protein binding. The record is from RefSeq and is a predicted model, not a curated record.